AUGCAUGGAGCCCAUGAUGUCAAGCUUGCUCCCAAGGAGUGGAAUAAUGCUGGCAAUACUUGGGAUGUAGCGUUAUCACGAACUGCCAGAGCAUGGGGGAAAAAAUGUGUAUUUGAGCGUAAUAGUCAUUUAGAAGACUCUCAAAUGGCCCAUCCUACCUUUAAUGGUAUUGGUGAAAAUAUGUGGGUUGGCCCUGAAAAUGAAUUUACUCCAUCUAUUGCUAUCAGAAGUUGGUAUGCAGAGAGGAAAAAGUAUGAUUUAAAAAAUAACACUUGCUCUGAUGACUGUUCUCAUUAUAUUCAGCUUGUGUGGGACAACUCUUAUAAAGUUGGUUGUGCUGUUACAUCAUGUUCAAGAGUUGGACAGAUUAUUCAUGCAGCACUUUUCAUAUGUAAUUAUGCACCAGGAGGAACUGUAACAAGAAGGCCUUAUGAACCAGGAAUGUUUUGUUCUCAAUGUGGCCCUCGUGACAGAUGCACAGAUCUUCUAUGCAGUAAUGCAGAUCGUGACCAAGCCAUAUAUUACCCAUUUUGGUAUCCACGUUGGGAAGUGCCUCGGCCAAUUGUGUGUAAUCCCAUGUGCAUGUUUACUUUAUUACUGAGAACAGUAUGUUUUAUACUGUGUGUCAUAAUUGUUUUGAUGGUACAGCCUCAGUUUCCAAAUAUCUUAUUGGAACGACAGAUGGUAUUUACCCCUGAAGAAUCUGAAAGAGAAAAACAAAUGAAGGAAUGGAAGAAGGAAGAGAAAAUGGAGACAGAGGAGGAAAAACAGAAAAGAGAAGAAAAAGAGAAAGAGGAGAAGGAAGGGGAGGAGGAGGAGGAAGAAGAGGAGGGGGAGGAAGAGGAAGAGGAAAAUGAAAAGGCAGAGAAAGAGGAAGAAAAAGAUUAA
This is a messenger RNA of Castor canadensis (American beaver), 888 nucleotides long. Lineage: Eukaryota; Metazoa; Chordata; Mammalia; Rodentia; Castoridae. The record is from RefSeq and is a predicted model, not a curated record.